Pseudophryne corroboree (corroboree frog) is the source of this 1311-nucleotide messenger RNA. It is a transcript of the gene CTSL, whose product is annotated as cathepsin L. The transcript is spliced from 8 exons. Bases 110 to 1123 code for a protein of 337 amino acids. Gene Ontology annotation, cellular component: lysosome. Gene Ontology annotation, biological process: immune response; positive regulation of peptidase activity; positive regulation of apoptotic signaling pathway. Gene Ontology annotation, molecular function: cysteine-type endopeptidase activity; cysteine-type endopeptidase activator activity involved in apoptotic process. Lineage: Eukaryota; Metazoa; Chordata; Amphibia; Anura; Myobatrachidae. The record is from RefSeq and is a predicted model, not a curated record.
CAAUCUUUUUGCGAAGGGGCGGGACCUUUAUCGUUCCCUAUAAGAGCGCCGGCGAAAGGCAUUUCUAUGAUUCCCAGCUGAGAGUGGCUUGGCACAGAGAUCAGAAAUCAUGACCCCAUACAUACUUGCAGCUGGUAUAUGUCUCUGUUUAACAACUGUACUUGCUGCUCCAGCAACUGAUCCAGCCUUGGACCAGCAUUGGGUGCUAUUCACAAAUUAUUACUCUAAAGCUUAUGGCGUGAAAGAAGCAGGUUGGAGGAGGAUGGUAUGGGAAAAGAAUCUGAAGAUGAUUGAAAUGCACAAUAUGGAAUCUUCAAUGGGAAAGCAUUCUUACAAGCUUGGUAUGAAUCAGUUUGGUGACAUGACAACUGAAGAAUUUAGGCAAUUGAUGAAUGGAUACAAGCAUAAACCCAAAAAGUCAGCAUCUACUUUCAUGCCACCUUUGAACUUUGAAGCAAAGAAGACAGUUGAUUGGCGUAAAGAAGGAUAUGUAACACCAGUUAAAGAUCAGGGUCAGUGUGGCUCAUGCUGGGCUUUUAGUUCUACUGGUGCUCUAGAAGGACAGCACUUCAGGAAGACCGGAAAACUUGUAUCACUGAGUGAGCAAAACCUUGUUGACUGCUCUAAACCAGAAGGCAAUGAGGGUUGUAAUGGUGGUUUGAUGGAUCAAGCCUUCCAAUAUGUUGUGGACAGUCAUGGCAUUGAUUCUGAGGAGUCUUACCCAUAUAUUGGCAAGGAUGAUCAGGAUUGUAAAUUCAGCUUGGAAGAUGCUGCUGCAAACGACACUGGCUUCACGGAUGUAGAAUCUGGGAAUGAGAAGGACCUCAUGAAAGCUGUGGCUUCAGUUGGUCCUGUUUCUGUAGCUAUUGAUGCUGGACACCAGUCAUUUCAGUUUUAUCAAAGUGGUAUCUACUUUGAGCCAGAAUGCAGCAGCUCUGAACUAGACCAUGGUGUUCUUGUUGUGGGAUAUGGAUUUGAAAAAGAGGAUGUAGAUGGAAAGAAGUACUGGAUUGUUAAAAACAGUUGGAGUGAGAAAUGGGGCGACCAAGGAUACAUCAAAAUUGCCAAAGACAGAAAGAAUCAUUGUGGAAUAGCAACAGCUGCCAGCUAUCCUCUAGUGUAGUUUUUAAGUAUUUAAGGCAAAGAUUUUAGGUAUAUCUUCAUGGUGAAGAACUUUAAUUUUAACACUCGGACGCUACAAAAUCACAUUUGUGUGCUGGGAAUUCUUAAACGAAGCUAUUUUAGUAUUGUUUACAUGUUUUUUUAUUUGGUUUCUAUGUGAAAUAAACUUGUUUAAUCAAAUGUACACAA